Messenger RNA from Desarmillaria tabescens, 1277 nucleotides. Its product is annotated as cellulase. NCBI's taxonomy places the organism in Eukaryota, Fungi, Basidiomycota, Agaricomycetes, Agaricales, Physalacriaceae. Gene Ontology annotation, molecular function: hydrolase activity, hydrolyzing O-glycosyl compounds. The transcript is spliced from 6 exons. The record is from RefSeq and is a predicted model, not a curated record. Gene Ontology annotation, biological process: cellulose catabolic process. The coding region runs from base 123 to 1259 and encodes 378 amino acids.
CAUUCGUUGCAGUCGGACGGAUACCGGGUUUUUAUUAUGUACAACCCAGCUUGUGAUGACCAUACUACAGGCUAUAAAAUGCCUGGAACUCAACUUGAUACACUACCUUUCUCAACAUCGCGAUGUUCGCAAAAUUCUCUUUUCUCGCUUCGCUUCUCUCCAUUCUUCCAGCUUUCGUACGGGCUCAAGCCGAUACCAAUCCCUAUGAUGGCUAUCAGGUCUACGUGCCUCCGUACUACGCUGCCGAAGUUGAAGCCGCCGCCGCUAACAUCACUGACUCCUCGCUCUCUGCAAAGGCCUCGGCUGUUGCCGAAAUUCCGACAUUCACCUGGUUCGACCUCGUCUCAAAGGUACCCGAUUUGGGAACCUAUCUCGCGGAUGCCCAGUCCUUGCAAGAAUCGGAGGGCACCAGCUACCUGGUUCAGAUUGUAGUAUACGACCUUCCCGAUCGUGACUGUGCUGCAUCGGCUUCGAAUGGAGAAUUUAGCAUUGCCGAUGAUGGUCUCAAUAAGUACAAGGAUUAUAUUGACCAAAUUGUCGAGCAGGUUUCUCAAUAUACUGAUGUCCGCGUCGUUGCUGUCAUUGAGCCUGAUUCCUUGGCCAAUCUUGUCACAAAUUUGAGUGUAUCUAAAUGCUCCGGCGCUGAAGAUGCUUAUAAGGAGGGAGUUACCUACGCCAUGCAGCAGCUCAGUUCCGUCGGAGUCUAUAUGUACCUUGAUGCAGGCCACGCCGGAUGGCUGGGCUGGCCCGCCAACCUGAGUCCGGCAGCUGAACUCUUCAACGACUUGUACACCGCUGCUGGAUCUCCCGAAUAUGUUCGCGGGCUAGCAACGGACGUCUCUAAUUACAAUGCCCUCAGCGCCACAACUGCGGAUCCUGUCACUUCCGGAAACUCUAACUACGACGAACUUCACUAUAUCGAGGCCUUGGCUCCUUUACUCACAUCCUUCCCCGCUCACUUCAUUGUUGAUCAGGGACGCUCUGGACAACAGGAUAUUCGUAAUGCUUGGGGUGAUUGGUGUAACGUCGUUGGUGCUGGACUUGGAACCCGGCCCACCACUGACACUGGCUUUGACCUAAUUGACGCUAUAGUUUGGGUCAAGCCUCCUGGUGAGUCUGAUGGAACAAGCAACACCAGCUCCUCCAGAUAUGAUUCUAGUUGUGGUUUGUCUGAUUCCGCCACUGAUGCACCGGAAGCUGGAACAUGGUUCCAGUCCUACUUCGCCGAUUUGGUGACCAAUGCCAACCCUUCAUUAUGAUACUUUGCGUUGUUUUCU